CUCUGUAAACAAAGGAAUCACAAUGGAAUAUAUGCUGUAACUGGAAAAAUGGUGGUGUGGUUGGGUACACGCGCUGUGGUGUGCAAGGAGGUAGUGUUAGUGGUGGCAGUGAGGCACCACCGUCAUAUUUGAGGGGGGUUAGGUGAGUUAAUGUUUGAUUAACCGUGGUUAAGGAUGUUGGAGUUCACUGUGCUGGGGUAGUCAUGUCAUCACACAUCACUGAGAUAGAGACAUAGUGUGUGUGAGUUUGAGGAGAGGGAGAGAAUCAAGUUCUUUGUAUAAAGACAUCCAAUUUGUCGUUUGUUGGAUGUAAGAGGCAAAAAAUAUCACCAUGAAAUUUCUGUUUUUUGUAGACAAAAGUAAAAGAAAAGGGAUUCCCAGUUGACGCCAUAGCUCACUAAGGUGAGUGUGUGUGUGUUGUGACUGAGAAGGGAAAAGAAAGAAGAAUCUUUGGUGUCUGUCUCAUCUCUCAACUCACCCCCCCCCCCUCUCUCCUGUAUUUUUCAAGGGUAGGAUUUUCUUCGUUGCUGUUGUGAAAAGCUUCUUCCUUUCUUUCUUCUUCUGUUCAUUCUUCUUUUUUGCUAGUUUAGCCUCUUUUGAACUUCUAGUGCAUCAAUGGAAGAUGGGCUAAUCGUGCAUUUUUAUGUAUCUUAAUGUCUGGAUCCAUUUAAGUGUUCACGCAGCCACCCUUAACAUUUUCUGUUGCUAGAUGAUUUUCAUUUUCGGGACUGUGAAGAAUCAAUAUAAGCCUGCCUCUACACCUUGUCCACCAAAGGUCAUUUGGCCAUCAACAAAAUGGUUUCGAGGUCAUAUUCUAACUUGUUAGAUCUUACUUCGUGUGAUGCCCCAACUUUUGGUCGUGAGAAGAAAAGGCUCCCUCGAGUGGCAACUGUUGCUGGAGUACUGUCUGAACUAGAUGAUGAGACCAGUAUCAGUGCUGGCUCUGAUACACCAUCCUCAGUUUCUCAAGAGAGGAUGAUCAUUGUUGGUAACCAGCUUCCAUUAAGGGCACACAGAAAAGACAAUGGUACAUGGGAGUUCACUUGGGAUGAAGACUCACUUCUUUUGCAGCUGAAAGAUGGUCUUGGAGAUGAUGUGGAAACUAUCUAUAUUGGUUGUCUUAAAGAAGAGAUUGAGCCGAGUGAGCAAGAUGAUGUUGCUCAGUACUUGCUUGACACUUUCAAAUGUGUGCCCACGUUCCUUCCUCCAGAACUUUUUAGUAAAUUCUAUCAUGGAUUCUGCAAGCAACAUCUAUGGCCUUUAUUUCACUACAUGCUUCCACUGUCACCUGAUCUUGGUGGUAGAUUUGAUAGGUCCCUUUGGCAAGCUUAUGUUUCUGUGAACAAGAUAUUUGCAGAUAAAGUGAUGGAAGUCAUUAGCCCUGAUGAUGACUUUGUGUGGGUUCAUGACUACCAUCUGAUGGUACUUCCAACGUUUUUGAGAAAGAGAUUUAAUAGGGUGAGGCUAGGAUUCUUCCUCCAUAGUCCAUUUCCUUCCUCUGAGAUAUACCGAACCCUUCCUGUUAGGGACGAACUUCUUAGAGCUCUUCUGAAUUCUGACCUUAUUGGGUUUCAUACUUUUGAUUAUGCCAGGCAUUUCCUCUCCUGUUGCAGUAGAAUGCUUGGGAUUUCUUAUCAAUCCAAGCGGGGCUACAUUGGUCUUGAGUACUACGGAAGAACUGUAAGCAUUAAGAUUCUUCCUGUUGGUAUUCACAUAGGUCAGCUCCAAUCAGUCAUGAGUCUUCUUGAGACAGAAAACAAGGUUGCAGAGUUACAAAACCAGUUCAGAGGUCAAACUGUGCUGCUUGGUGUCGAUGACAUGGAUAUCUUCAAAGGUAUCAGCUUAAAGCUUUUGGCCAUGGAACAAUUGCUUUUACAACAUCCUGAUAAAAGGGGCAAAGUUGUCCUGAUCCAAAUUGCGAACCCAGCAAGAGGCCGGGGAAAGGAUGUACAGGAGGUACAGAGUGAAACUUAUGCCACAGUGAAGAGGAUAAAUGAUUCAUUUGGAAGGUCAGGAUACACACCUGUAGUCUUGAUUGAUACACCGCUUCAGAGUUACGAGAGAAUUGCUUAUUACAUAAUUGCAGAAUGUUGUCUUGUUACAGCAGUGAGAGAUGGGAUGAACCUGAUACCCUAUGAAUAUGUCAUUUGUAGACAAGGAAGUGAAAAGAUAGAUGAGAUUUUAGGGAUCAACCCAUUGACCCAAAAGAAAAGCAUGCUUGUGGUGUCUGAGUUCAUUGGGUGUUCCCCUUCAUUAAGUGGGGCAAUUCGAGUGAAUCCAUGGAAUAUUGAUGCCGUUGCUGAAGCUAUGGAUUCUGCCCUGAUGGUCCCGGAGGCUGAAAAGAAGAUGCGGCAUGAAAAGCAUUACAGGUAUGUUAGCACACAUGAUGUUGCAUAUUGGGCACGUAGCUUCUUGCAGGAUCUGGAAAGGGCGUGUAGAGAUCAUCUCAGGAGGAGAUGCUGGGGAAUUGGUUUUGGUUUAGGGUUCCGAGUCAUUGCUCUGGAUCCAAACUUUAGAAAGCUAUCCGUGGAACAUAUUGUUUCAGCUUAUAAGAGGACUAAGCACCGAGCAAUUCUUUUGGAUUACGACAGUACUAUGGUGCAGCCUGGAUCAGUGAGUACAACACCUAAUGCAGAAGCUGUUGGCAUCUUAAAUAGCCUGUGCAGGGACACCAAGAACAUUGUUUUCAUUGUAAGUGGAAAGGAGAGAAAGACUCUUACUGAAUGGUUUUCUCCUUGCGAAAGGCUGGGCAUCGCUGCAGAGCAUGGCUAUUUUGUGAGGACAAAUCAAAAUGCAGAAUGGGAAGCUUGUAUUUCUGUACCAGAUUUCGACUGGAAACAGAUUGCCGAGCCAGUUAUGCAGUUAUAUAUGGAAACAACUGAUGGUUCUAACAUAGAGACCAAAGAGAGUGCUCUUGUUUGGAAUUACGAGUUUGCAGACCGAGAUUUUGGUUCAUGCCAGGCCAAGGAGCUUUUUGAUCACCUGGAAAGUGUUCUUGCCAAUGAGCCUGUUUCAGUUAAAAGUGGUCCAAACAUUGUGGAAGUUAAACCUCAGGGUGUGAGUAAAGGUAUUGUAGCAGAACGUCUUCUCUUAACGAUGCAAAAAAAGGGAGUGAUUCCAGAUUUUGUUCUGUGCAUUGGGGAUGACAGAUCAGAUGAGGACAUGUUUGGGGUGAUAAUGAGUGCAAGAGCAUCACUGUCUCCAGUUGCUGAGGUGUUUCCAUGCACAGUUGGUCAGAAACCAAGCAAGGCCAAGUAUUACUUGGAAGACACGAGUGAGAUUUUGAGAAUGUUGCAAGGUCUUGCCAAAGCUUCUGAGCAAUCUGCUAGAAGCUCUGCUCAAUCUUCUCAUUAAUGAUUUUUCAAUCUGUGGGACGCAUACUAUUGUAUUGUAUUCAAUGUAUUUGUCUAUACCGUGAUAUCAUGUGCUAUAUUUCUUGGUCUAUUUAAUUUGCUUGCUCAGUUGCCUUCAUUUAUUGGUCUCUGUUUUCUUGGCUACAAAGUGAUAUCCCAACGCUAUUGCAACUACCAAUAGUUUGUUUCGAAAGUUGAUGAAUUACGUGGAGUAUUUAUUGCUCUCUGUCUCCACUAAUGUUUCGGACCAAUUUUAUGUAUCAUAACGUGAUUCGUUUUUAUGUAAAUUUUUCAGCCAAUACUUAGAACCGAGUUAGUUCUAAGUCUUGUUGAAAUCAUUCACAAAUUAAUUCCGUC
Molecule: messenger RNA, 3710 nt
Organism: Abrus precatorius (Indian licorice)
Lineage: Eukaryota; Viridiplantae; Streptophyta; Magnoliopsida; Fabales; Fabaceae
Product: alpha,alpha-trehalose-phosphate synthase [UDP-forming] 5
Exons: 4
Coding region: 796-3354 (852 amino acids)
Biological process (GO): trehalose biosynthetic process
Cellular component (GO): cytosol
Molecular function (GO): catalytic activity
Source: RefSeq, a predicted model, not a curated record